Messenger RNA from Nematostella vectensis (starlet sea anemone), 1250 nucleotides. RefSeq lists its product as uncharacterized. The record is from RefSeq and is a predicted model, not a curated record. NCBI's taxonomy places the organism in Eukaryota, Metazoa, Cnidaria, Anthozoa, Actiniaria, Edwardsiidae. The coding region runs from base 292 to 879 and encodes 195 amino acids. The transcript is spliced from 4 exons.
UAUACCGUCGUACGUUAAUCUCUGAUGCGGGCCAAAUUAAGCCGGAUCUGCAAUUGGCUUUUAAAGCCGCAUUGUCAGCAGUUUACUUCCGGUCGAUUACGUAACAAUCUGCUGGUCCGACGGAAACCUCAAACUCCGCCAUUGUAAAGGGAAGACAAAAGAAUCUAUUAGAAUCGACGCUAUCUAAGAGCCCAUCCGGUCUAAAUUAUCAGUCACAACCUCGAAGAAACUUCCAAUUGACACAUUGCUAUUACCAUUUUGAAAUUAUUUGCGCGUUUUCCGUAAAAAAUCAUGGCUUCAAGGAGCCCGGGUGCUCGCACGAGACUCGGCGGUCGACCAAUGCUUUCGCCAGAGGAUCCAAUGAAAAGAAAAAAAACAUGGGAGCAGCAACACAUACGCGUUCGAUUGCUGAAAGAUGUUUAUAGCACAUGGCAGGAGUUAAGAAAAGCGUCUAUUUACGCGAGCGACUCGGCGUUUGCCAGCCAUUUGUUGUCCUUAGAGCUUCGGCGCCGGGAGAGGUUUACAAAAACAACAACUGGCGGACCAAAACAAAAGGCAGCAGCCAUACGAGAACCGCCAACGUCAACCCCAGUAGGAAAGCACCACAACAAAAUGGCAGACCCAGAGAUAUCUCUUAGUGAAGCUGGCAGUGACCAGGGGGACAAGUAUGAAGCAUAUAAGGCCCGAAAGCAGCUUUCUGCAAUUGAUUGGAACUUCCACCAAGGCAGAGAGAAAGCAGUCAAUGAUAAGGGAGAGCAGAUGGUAUCAAGAAAAUACAAUAGAGGCACCAAAGAGUGGAAUUUGAGAAUAAUCAAAGUAGGCAAGACUUGCGCUAAUAGAUCACGUGACCUUGUGGGUGGCAAAUUCAAGCCAAAAUAAACACAGAAAUGACUGCGCCCGUCUCGUCAGAGAAUGAAAUAAAAAAUGAAAUCUUUAAAUAAUAAAAAAAACUGUUGGAAUUCAGAUAGGUCAGAUAGAUGAGAUGCUUCUGGAUAUGAACACAACUUUUAUUUUCCACUUGUCGAUAUUCACGGGUAAAGUUCUACACGAGUUUCAACUUCAAAAUUAUCACGAAUUACCACGAGAUUCGCUGAAAUAAACAAAUACUGAAGAUGAAAAUUAUGGCAAUUUCCGCUAAUUAUACAAACGCAUGAUACUUACACGGGUGCGGAAUCCAUCCAAAAACAAAUCCAUACAAUAUUCAUUAGAUUCAGGUCAAAAACUCCAAUAAAAAACUCCAGGAAAUUCUC